Molecule: messenger RNA, 653 nt
Organism: Leptidea sinapis
Lineage: Eukaryota; Metazoa; Arthropoda; Insecta; Lepidoptera; Pieridae
Gene: Muted
Product: biogenesis of lysosome-related organelles complex 1 subunit 5
Exons: 4
Coding region: 129-593 (154 amino acids)
Cellular component (GO): transport vesicle; BLOC-1 complex
Source: RefSeq, a predicted model, not a curated record
AAGAAUUUAUUUACGGCAUAACACUUCACAGUUAGAGUAAUAGUGUUCUGUGGUCUUGAGUCUUCUGUGGUGUUCUGGCAUUACUGAGCCCUGUGGAUUGUGGUGAUUGGUGAAAAACAAAAACUAUAAUGACGGAAUUGUCACGAGAAAUUGGAGAGAUAUGGUCAAGACUAUUUGAUCAUCGACCAUUCUUGAAUGGAGAAAUUAAGUAUAUGAUAAAAGAAUUUGAGGAAAAACGAGGAGAUAGAGAAGUGGAAAAUUUGUUCAGUAUUUUGGAAAACCUCACUGAUGUAAAAGACAGUCAAGUAGAUAAAAUUCGUAAAAGUUCAAAAGUUUUACCAAUAUUGAGUGAAAAAUUACAACAGGUUCUUGCAUUAACUGACUCUGUGGAAAAGGAAUAUUUGGAACUACAAAAGGAUUGUAUGGAAAAACGAGAAAAAAAUAAAGAGAAAAGGAAAAAAGAAUGGGAUCAGUUCAUUGAUGAUAUGAAUUUUAAGUGCCAGAGGAUUGAUAAUACAUUUGAGGAGAAAGAAGAAGAACUACGUGAUUUGUAUGCUGAUCUUAAUCAUAAAUUGAACAUAACAAGUAAUUAAACAAUGGACCUUCAAGGCUCUCUUAUUGAUACAAAACUUAAAAUAUAUCCAUCAGAAAAG